Molecule: messenger RNA, 7078 nt
Organism: Lagopus muta (rock ptarmigan)
Lineage: Eukaryota; Metazoa; Chordata; Aves; Galliformes; Phasianidae
Gene: MAP3K5
Product: mitogen-activated protein kinase kinase kinase 5
Exons: 31
Coding region: 11-4057 (1348 amino acids)
Biological process (GO): cellular response to stress; MAPK cascade; protein phosphorylation
Molecular function (GO): ATP binding; MAP kinase kinase kinase activity
Source: RefSeq, a predicted model, not a curated record
CUCGGCAGGGAUGAACGACGGCGGCGAGGGGACCAUCAGCUUCGCGGUGCCCGGCCCUCCGGGCGGCGGCGAGGAGGGGCUCGGCCGGCGGGCGCAAGGAGCCGACGGCGGCCGUGGCUUCCAGCCCGAGUUGGCCUCGCCGUGGGGCGAGGACGCGGCCGGCACGGGCAUCGCGGCGCGGGCCAAGGGCGCCGGGCGCCGGACGGCCGUCACCUACGUGAUCAACGAGGCGAGCCAGGGGCCGCUGCUGGCGGCGGAGAGCGGCGCCCUGCAGAGCCUGCGGGAGGCGUGCGAGGUGGUGGGGGCCACGCUGGAGACGCUGCACUUCGGCAAGCUGGACUUCGGCGAGACGGCUGUGCUGGACCGCUUCUACAACGCAGAUAUUGCUGUUGUAGAGAUGAGUGAUGCCUUCCGUCAGCCUUCCCUCUUCUACCACCUGGGAGUCAGAGAGAGCUUCAGUAUGGCUAACAACAUUAUCCUCUACUGUGAUACGAAUUCCGAAUCUCUGCAGUCACUGAAGGAAAUUAUUUGCCAGAAGAAUAAUAUGUGCACUGGUAACUACAUCUUUGUUCCUUACAUGAUAACUCCGCAUAACAAGGUGUACUGCUGCGAUAGUAGCUUUAUGAAGGGACUAACAGAACUGAUGCAGCCAAGUUUUGAAUCACUUCUUGGGCCUAUUUGCUUACCUCUGGUAGAUCGAUUUAUCCAACUCUUGAAGGUGGCACAGGCCAGCUCGGGCCAGUAUUUCCGGGAAUCCAUCCUUAAUGACAUUAGGAAGGCCCGUACCCUCUACACUGGCAAAGAGCUUGCAGCAGAGCUGGCGAGAAUUCGGCAGCGAGUGGAUAAUAUUGAGGUCUUGUCUGCUGACAUUGUAAUCAACUUGCUGCUGUCCUACAGAGACAUACAGGAUUACGAUUCCAUUGUGAAACUAGUGAAGACUUUAGAAAAACUGCCUACUUUUGACUUGGCUUCCCAUCACCAUGUGAGGUUACAUUAUGCGUUUGCACUGAACAGACGAAAUCUGCCUGGGGACAGACAGAAAGCUCUAGAAAUUAUGAUUCCUUUAGUAGAACAAGAAGAUCAAGUAGCUUCAGAUAUGUACUGCCUGGUUGGUCGCAUUUACAAAGACAUGUUUUUGGAAUCAGGAUUCAUAGAUACAGAAAGCAGAGACAAAGGGACCUUCUGGUUCAAGAAGGCGUUUGAGUCAGAGCCAACACUGCAGUCGGGAAUCAGUUAUGCAGUGCUUCUUCUGGCAGCUGGACAUUGCUUUGAUACUUCUUUUGAGCUUCGGAAAGUUGGGGUAAAGAUCAGCAGCCUGCUUGGUAAAAAGGGGAGCUUGGAGAAGCUGCAGAGCUAUUGGGAAGUGGGAUCUUUCUUGGCAGCCAGUAUGUUGGCUAAUGACCACAUAAGAGUGAUCCAGGCUUCAGAAAAGCUAUUUAAGCUAAAGGCACCAGCAUGGUACCUGAAGUCUAUUGUAGAGACUAUUUUGAUAUAUCAGCAUUUUAAAAAACUGAAUCCUGAACAACAUACAGCCAAACAGGAACUCGUGGACUUCUGGAUGGACUUCCUUGUUGAAGCCACAAAGACAGAUGUGUCUGUAGUUAGAUUUCCAGUUUUAAUAUUGGAGCCAACCAAAAUCUAUCAGCCCUCAUAUCUCUCCAUCAACAGCGAAGCUGAGGAGAAGACUGUAUCUAUCUGGCAUGUGCUGCCGGAUGACAAGAAAGGUAUCCAUGAGUGGAACUUCAGUGCUGCGUCCAUCAGGGGAGUAAGCAUUUCGAAGUUUGAAGAACGGUGCUGUUUUCUGUAUGUGCUGCACAAUUCCGAUGACUUUCAAAUCUAUUUCUGCACGGAAGUUCAUUGUAGAAGGUUUUUUGACAUGGUGAACAGCAUCACUGAAGAAAUAGGGAAGUCUACAGAGGAAGGAGAAUGUGAUGGAGACUCCCUGGAGUAUGACUAUGAGUAUGAUGAAAAUGGCGAGCGAGUCGUUCUGGGGAAAGGAACUUACGGCAUUGUGUAUGCAGGACGAGAUUUGAGCAAUCAAGUCAGAAUUGCUAUUAAAGAAAUCCCAGAGAGAGAUAGCAGAUACUCCCAACCUCUUCAUGAAGAAAUAGCCUUGCAUAAGCAUCUCAAACACAAGAACAUUGUCCAGUAUUUGGGGUCUCUUAGCGAGAAUGGUUUCAUUAAGAUAUUCAUGGAGCAGGUGCCUGGUGGCAGUCUUUCUGCUCUUCUACGAUCAAAAUGGGGACCAUUAAAAAAUAAUGAGCAGACAAUUGGCUUUUACACUAAGCAGAUUCUCGAAGGAUUAAAAUACCUCCACGAUAAUCAAAUAGUGCAUCGAGACAUAAAGGGUGAUAACGUGCUUAUCAACACUUACAGUGGAGUGUUAAAAAUUUCAGACUUUGGAACUUCAAAGAGACUCGCGGGAAUCAACCCUUGUACUGAAACUUUCACUGGUACCCUUCAGUAUAUGGCACCAGAAAUAAUUGACAAAGGGCCACGUGGUUACGGGAAGGCUGCGGACAUCUGGUCUUUGGGAUGCACGAUAAUUGAGAUGGCUACAGGGAAACCCCCAUUUUAUGAACUGGGAGAACCACAAGCAGCUAUGUUUAAGGUGGGAAUGUUUAAAAUCCACCCAGAGAUUCCUGAGUCCAUGUCUGCAGAAGCCAAGUCGUUCAUACUGCGUUGCUUUGAACCAGAUCCUGAUAAACGAGCUUUUGCUCAUGAGCUCCUCGUAGAUGAAUUCUUGAAGGUUUCAAGCAAAAAAAGAAAAUCCCCAUCAAAACUCUCAGUUCUUUCAGCUAACACAAAUGAGUAUCUUCGGAGCAUAUCCUUACCUGUUCCUGUUCUGGUGGAAGAUACAAGUAGUAGCAGUGAAUAUGGCUCUGUCUCACCUGAUACAGAGUUGAAAAUUGAUCCAUUCUCUUUCAAAACAAGAGCAAAAUCCUGUGGAGAAAAAGAUGGGAAGGGAAUCCGGUCCCUUUUUCUGAGCAUCCCAGAUGAAAAUUUUGAGGAUCACAGUGCACCUCCUUCACCUGAAGAGAAAGAUUCUGGAUUUUUCAUGCUGAAGAAGGAUAGUGAGAGGAGAGCUACCCUUCACAGAAUAUUGACUGAGGACCAAGAGAAGGUGGUGAGGAACUUGAUGGAAGCUUUGGCUCAGGGAGCCGAAGAGCCCAAGCUAAAAUGGGAACAUAUUACAACGCUUGUUUCCAGCCUCAGAGAGUUUGUACGGUCCACUGAUCGUAAAAUCAUUGCAACCACUCUUUCAAAACUGAAACUGGAGUUAGACUUCGACAGCCAUGGUAUCAGUCAAGUGCAGCUUGUGCUGUUUGGUUUUCAAGAUGCUGUCAAUAAAGUUCUCCGAAAUCAUAACAUCAAGCCCCACUGGAUGUUUGCAUUGGACAACAUAAUUAGAAAAGCUGUGCAGACAGCAAUUACUAUUCUGGUCCCAGAAUUGAGGCCACAUUUUAGUCUUGCAUCUGAAAGUGAUGCAGCAGAUCAAGAUGAUAUAGAAGUUGAAGAAGAUCAAGAUGAGCAGCCUCAGAAUCAAACUAUCCAACAGCCUUGCAUUGUCAUGGAAGAUGCAGUAGCUACCUCAGGUGUGAGCACACUCAGCUCUACAGUAUCCCAUGACUCACAGGCUGCUCAGAGAACACUGAGUGUCCAGCUGGGCAGGCUAAAAUUAGAGACUAAUAGGUUACUGGAGGAGCUGGUUCAAAAGGAGAGAGAAUUUCAAGUCCUUUUACAUCAAGCUAUAGAAGAAAAAGAUCAGGAGAUCAAAAACCUCCGGCUUAGGUCACAGCCGAUAGAUAUUCCUGGAUUAUCUGUCUGUCAUCGUCAUUCCACUGGCACAGGGACUGAGGACCCUGAUCUCAUAAACUGGCUGAGCGUUCAAGGAGCUGAUGAGGCCACAAUAAACAAGUUCUUGGCUGAAGACUAUACCUUAAUGGAUGUUCUCUGCUAUGUUACACGAGAUGACCUGAAGUGUUUGAGACUGAGGGGAGGAAUGCUAUGCACACUCUGGAAGGCCAUUACUGACUUUCGACAGAAACAUGCCUGACACUUAAAUCUUCCCUUGCUUCUCCAUGGAGAGGAAGAGGUUUCUUUCCAGCACGGAGCAGGUGUGCUGUCAGAAGGACUGUUGCACUUUAAUCCAGUAUUUGUUUACCAAUGUUAAAAACACUGCAGCUUCCUGACUGCUCUUACUCCUGUAAUCCCUGAGGAAUAUGUAAACAACAUGCAACGUUAUUUUACUUCAACCAUUUUUACUUGCAAGUUUUCCAAACAUUAAAAGGGGGAAAAAAAAAAUUAACUCAAGAAAUAUCGUACUUAAAGUAACCAGAUGUUCAUUUCAUGGAAAACUGAUGUAAGGUUUCAUGUGACUGUGCAUCACUGGAACAAAACCAAAAUGUGACACCUUCUCAAUCAAGUUUCUUUUUCUUUGUAGUGUUGUAUCAGUAAAAUGUAGUAGAAAUUCAUGAUUUCAAUCAGAAGUAGAUGUUUUUCUUUUAGUGUGCAAGUCCUAAGAGUAAUUGUUUUUACCUACUGCUCUAUAUAGUUUAAUAUUGUUUAUUUUUGGUAAUUUAAGUUCUAUGGUGCAUUUGUUUUAGUUGUUUAUGUACUACUGAACUGUACCAGUUGCAUACACCUCAACCAUAGUACUGUUAGCUUGUUCUAAAGCUAUCUGACACACACAGUUGAAAAUAAAAAUAACCUAAGAGUUACUUUUUCCUAUAUUUUUGGACUUCUAAAAUACUAAAGGUGUAAAAUGGGAAAAUAUUGGAAUAAAAAAGGAAAAAAAAAAAUCACACUGAGUAUCAAGGGAAACUUUCUGACGUGUUCAAGUUACAGUGAUUUGACUUUGAUAAUCUAUAACCUCGAGUGUUUUCUCUGUACUGGAAUUGGUGUGAACAGAACACUGACAACUCCCUCCAGAACACAGUUUUUCUCAGGCUCCUCUGUUUGAUGUGAUAAAAGAACACCCACCUUCUGUGCACAAAAAAAGUUGUUUUGCUGUAUUCUACCUUUGCCUGUAUCUCUUUUCUCACGCAUGGAAAAGGAUCAUGGACGUUCUCUGUCCAUCCACACUGAUCAGCAUCCUGGCAUUCCUGCACUGAGAUUCUUCUGGGGCAGCUGUUAAACAAACAAACCCUAACACAAACAAAUUCCCAUUCUAUUGUGAAUAGAACAUGCUUAGAAGCUACUCCUUUCUUCAUAAGUCUUGGUAGUUGGUGAACAGCUUAUGCCCUGGAUUUUUCAGGUUAUGUAUUUCCCAAGAAAAUUACAUACUCAGAAAAGAGUGGUAGGAAACACAACCAAUUUUAAAAAAUCCUAAAUGUGAAAAAGUGACUUUAGGAAAACAAACUAAUUUGAUUUGACAAUGCGAAAUAGGAUUCUGUGUCAGCCCAUGAUUAAAGCUUGAAAAGUUCUGGUUUUAUGCAGGAUGAAUAGAACAGAACACAAGUGCGUUGCUUUCUCUCUUCAUACUUUAAAAGCAAGCAGCCUGUUGUCCAUGGCCUAUGACUCAGGAUGCUCAGGAAUGCCAGCUAUGUGUGAGAGAAGACAGUGUGAUCAUUUUCAUGUCCAUUUUAAUGUCUUCACGAGACCUAGCUUGGCACCAACUGGGAAUUAAUUCCUGUGGUUUGCUGUUGGCCUCGCUAGACCUGCAAAGCUGCUCAGUAACCCAUUCCAUAGGGCUGUGUCAUAUUUGAUGCAGGGCUAGACAGCCAUCCUACCUGAGCACCUGUGGGCUGUGCUUCCCUCAGCUGCCCAGUUUAUUCAUCCUUGGGCUAGAGCUGUGCACAGUCAGAAAAGAGUUUGUAGCAACCCCACCAUGCACUUGCAUGUAAAUUGUUCUGGAAAGUUGUAAAAAUAUUUGUAAUGGACAGAACACGCACACCCUUUGGGGUAGAGUGCAUCAGGGAGGUCAGCUGGGGAUCAUAGAAUCCUUUGAAUUGGAAAGGAACCUUAAAGACCAUCUAGUUCAACUCCCUUGAAAUGAACAGGGAUGCCAACAGCUCCAUCAGGUGCUCAGAGCCCUGUCAAGCCUGACCUUAAGUGUCUCCAGAGAUGGGACAUCCACCACCUCUCUGGGCAACCUGUUCCAGUGCUUCGCUACCCUUAUCAUAAAAAACUUUCUCCUUAUAUCCAGUCUAAAUGUCCCCUCUUGUAGUUUGAAACCAUUUCCCCUUGUCUUAUUGCAGCAGACCUUGCUGAAGAGCCUGUCCUCUUCCUUCUUACAGCUUCCUUUAAGGGGGAAUCCCUCAGCUUUGCUUUCCGGGGAUGCUGACAGGUGCCACUGACUUCAAGUGAGACACGAGAUCACAUUCUGAGGACCUGGUAUGUUUUAGCGGAGGAUUCUGCAGCACGGAGCCUUUUGACUACAGGAUGCACUCCUCCCUUUGAUUUUAGCAACCUCCCGGUCCUUGGCUAGGGCUGCUCUAGUGCAGGGCUCAGGGUGGCUGAGGCUCCUUCCACUUCUGUAAGAGAGCCAAGCAGAAGGCAAGAAGGAAAUCCGGACCACGGCAGAGCUGGCUUUGGACCUUCUCUCGUUCGGCACCGAGCCCAGCCUGCACCCGUGUUACAGCACCAUUCCCGUGCACGCAAACCACAGCACAGUUUCACCACCCAAGCCCCGUGUCCCGCCUCACACCGUCAGGGGCUGCCGCAGCAGCCGUGCUGCGAGAGUCCUGCGAGGCAACGAACAAACAGACACCGCAAAAGCGCGCAGGGAGAUACAGGCACCGGAACCCGGAGGGAGCCGACAGCUCCCGGUUCGUAACCUCCUCACAGCCACCCUCGGGGCAGCGGCCGCUUCCUGCCCGCCCUCACCUGCAGCUACCGCCGGGGGUGGGACGUGGCGGCCUCACCUGCCUGGGGCCGCGGAGCCGCGGGGCGGAGCCGCCGCGCGCGCCGAGGAGGAGACAUGGCGGAGGCCGCGGGCAGGAGCGGCGGGCGCCGGCGUUCCGCAGGAUGGGAGACCGAGUGAAGUUGUGCUUGUGAGGUGAUAUGGAUCAUGCUAUGGACUCGCAGUAGAUGUCUGCAGUGCAAAUGAAUGUACAAUACUGAAUAUGAUGGAUGA